GCGGUUGCAGGAUGUAAUGACGAUAUGGAACAGCAUAAUAAACUUCCCAGAAGUGUGGGGGAUUACAUAAAACCGUUUAGUUUACUGACCAGCGGAAGAGGUUGUAGAAUCGACCUUAAUACGCAUCUCCUUCUAGUUUGAACCCUCCAUACCCAUACAGGCACAGACUACGACCUCCUACUACAUACAACAUGGUCAACAGCCCCCGCAUCCCAUCCGUAGCGUCUAAGGUGUGCACAGCCCUCACCCCCCGUCCUCCUCUCCCGUGCCUGCUGCCCCUCCAGUCCGUCUGGCAGCCGGUCGCUUUCCCCACGCCCGGGUACAUGCGGUCCCGUUUAUACGGCUCGUCGCCUACUCCAGGAACUCAGUCGUCGACGAAGGACCACGCGGUUGAUCGAGCGAAGAGGGGAGACACUACAGAUCCGACGACGGAUGCGGCUGCUGCAGGCAUGAAAGAGAGAGAGGAAAAGGAGGGCCAGGCGGAUAGAUCGAAGUCGCAGGCGACGACUCAGCGGCAGGGUUCGCAGGAGGCGGACAAGGCGAAGAAGGAACAUCCUAAUGCGCCGAGUCCGAUUAUUGGGAUGAAUGAUGAGAGAGGAAGGAAGGGUCAGUGAUGCAGCUACGCUUUCCCUCCAAUGUCGCCAAAUAUUGAUGGGUCGGUUUGGAUGUAUAUGCGCAGGCGAGACGCCAUGAAGAUUACGUCAUUGCGGUCAUUGUUUCAUUAACAAUCAUAUUAACUGUACAUAGGAUGGGUGGCUCUUCACCGUCCAGGUUUGAAUGAGAGAACCUAAAAUUGGUUAGCCAUUAGUGCCAAAAGCAAAAGAUGAAAAGUUGACAA
Molecule: messenger RNA, 838 nt
Organism: Aspergillus candidus
Lineage: Eukaryota; Fungi; Ascomycota; Eurotiomycetes; Eurotiales; Aspergillaceae
Exons: 2
Coding region: 192-614 (140 amino acids)
Source: RefSeq, a predicted model, not a curated record